Merops nubicus (carmine bee-eater) is the source of this 617-nucleotide messenger RNA. It is a transcript of the gene MRPS15, whose product is annotated as mitochondrial ribosomal protein S15. NCBI's taxonomy places the organism in Eukaryota, Metazoa, Chordata, Aves, Coraciiformes, Meropidae. The annotation marks the transcript as partial. Gene Ontology annotation, biological process: translation. Gene Ontology annotation, cellular component: ribosome. The transcript has 7 exons. The record is from RefSeq and is a predicted model, not a curated record. Gene Ontology annotation, molecular function: structural constituent of ribosome.
CUUGCAGCCCCUUUAUUCAGGCAGCCAGAUGUUACGCCAGGCCUGUGAGGAGGAAGAGGAAAGAAUUCCCCAGCCAUUUGGAUGAUCUUCCUCCCACAAUGCUGAAGAAAGACUAUGCCAAUCUCCCAGUGAUAAACAGUGUUGAUGAUGUGGUGAGGAGGCUGUUGUCCCUGGAGAUGGCCAGCCAGAAGGAAAAGAUGAAAGUAAAGAUACAGCAGCUGGUGGAGAAGGUCAGGAGGUCACCCAGUGACAAUGGCUCCUCUGAGGUGCAAGUUGCUGUACUGACUGCCAAGAUACGCACCUUGGAGGAGCAUCUCCAGAGGCACCCCAAGGAUAAAAACAACCGUCGGCGCAUGCUGAUGGCCACAGACCAGAGGAAGAAGCUCCUUUCCUACCUGCGCCGGGUCCGCUACGACACCUUCGAGAACACCUGCAAACAGCUGGACAUCCAGUACACCCUGCCCCCCCCCUACACCAGGAGGGCCACCAAGCGCUGGCUGGUGAAGAAGGCGUUCUGCCGCAAGGUUUUCGAGGAGGCGCAGAAGCUGAAGGCUGCAGAGAGGCUGAGGCAGAGGCAGGCGAGCGAGGCGGCGCGGCGCGAGGGGACGCCGGUGUAG